Messenger RNA from Fraxinus pennsylvanica, 483 nucleotides. NCBI's taxonomy places the organism in Eukaryota, Viridiplantae, Streptophyta, Magnoliopsida, Lamiales, Oleaceae. The record is from the annotation of a GenBank genome assembly.
AUGGAGAGAGUGGGAGCUAGGCUAGGGCGGUCCUCAACUCGAUACGGUCCCGUCACCGUUUUCACCGGUCCCGUCCAAAAGUGGAAGAAGAAGUGGGUACACGUAACGCCGUCCAGUUCCAAUCAAACGGAAGCCAAUGGAAGAGUUAAUGGCGUUAAUAGCUCUUCACAUCUCUUGCUGUACAAAUGGACACCGAUCACUCCCAACCAAAACAAAGAGAAUAAUGAACAAGCGAACGAGUCCUCAGAUCAAUUCGAGGAUGAAGCUAAGCCAAUUGAAACUGAGAUAAAUACAGUGGAGACAACCUCCAAGAGUCAUGGGCAUGAUGAAAAGCCUGAUAUCAAUGAUAUACCGAUGGAUGAUACUCGAGCCCCAGAGGAAAAUCCCGUAGAACGUGGAGUCCUGAAUGAAACCCCAUUGGACUUGAGUUUAGGCUUGAAGGCUAGUGAUGUUGAAAAUGAAUCCAACUCAAAAACAGUUUGA